AUGGGGGAUGAGGAUGACACGCAGCUGCUGGCUGCUGCAGGCGCAGUGCUGGCAGAGGUGCGGGAAUCAGCAAAGAAGAAGAAGCAGCAGAACGCAAAGGAUCGAGCAGCAAACAGGAAGGAGGGAAAGCGGAAGAAGGAGGACAAGGAGAAGGACAAAGCAAGGAGGAGAAGCAAGAAGAGCGGCAGUAACACAGGGCAGGGAGCAGCAGAUGGAGAUGUGGAUGGAGAGGCCGAGGCCGCUGGUGAUGGCGAACAGCCAACAAAGCAAGCAAAGGUGCAGGAUGCAAGCGACCUUGGCGGUAGCAGUGCUGCGCAGGCGAGCGAGGCGGCCGACAGCAAGAAGAUGAUGAAGAAGAAGAAAAAGAAGAAGGAGAAGAAGGAGAAGAAGCAUAAGCUGAAGGAGGGGAGCAAGGCGGCAGAGGAUACGUCAACAAAUGAGACAGCGCUGGCAAUGAAAUCAGCUUCAGCAACCGCCACUGCCGAGGACGCUACAGAGCAGAAGACGGAAGAAGAGCAGCAGCAGCACCACCACCAAAACAACAACAAGAAGAAGAAGAAGAAGGAGAAGCAGGGCAAGAGCGGCAGUCAUGAGCAGGAGUGGCAGCCACGCAAGCAGAAAACGAUGAUGCAGCGAAACACGGGUGGCCUGGUGCACUGGCUGGACCACCCUGUGCGGGUGGAUGCGUUGAUCAAGCCAGACGAGCUGCUGCCGAUGGAGACGCUGGGGCUGCACCCGCGACUUUUGGCGCAGCUGAAAGUGGCCGGGUUCUCGCGCCUGUUCCCCGUGCAGGCGGUGAUUGUGCCAGACAUGCUUCGCUCCCGCCACAGCGCAUAUCCAGCAGGCGACAUCUGCGUAAGCGCACCGACUGGCAGCGGCAAGACGCUUGCGUAUGUGAUCCCAAUUCUGCAGCGGCUGUGCACGCGUGUCGUGCCGCAGCUUCGGGCGGUGGUCGUGCUGCCGACGCGGCAGCUUGUGCAGCAGGUGCACGCGGUCUUCGAGGCGUGCUCGCGCAACAUCCACGCGGACUCGACCGUGCCCAUCCGCGUGGCCAUGUGCGCGGGGCAGACGGCGCUGUGGAAGGAGCAGCAGCUGCUGCAGCCGCGGCUGGACGGAUCGAGUGCCGUGGACAUUGUCAUCACCACGCCGGGCCGUCUCGUCGACCACAUCGAUCGCACAGAUGGGUUUACGCUGCAACACGUGGAGUUUCUCGUUGUGGACGAGGCUGAUCGUCUUCUGAUGCAAUCGUACCAGUCGUGGCUCUCCAAGUUGCACAACUGCCUCUUUGCCGGUGGGCGCCCAGACCCAACAAACCUCACCCCGCAAAUGUACGCUUUGAUGCGCGCUGCGUGUGCCCACAACUUCCCUGGCGUGCACGUGCAGAAGAUGUUUUUCUCAGCAACGCUGUCUCGCGAUCCGCAGAUUAUCGCAAAUCUUCGUCUUUGCUUCCCGCGCAUGUACCUCGCAACACAGACAGGUCAGGCGGUGGUGUGUGUGUUUGGCGGGAAGAAGGGCGUGAACACGGUUAUUCCGCCACAACUCCACGAGCACUCCAUCGUCUGCUCAGCAUCAGAAAAGCCGCUGGUGCUUCUGUAUCUGCUGUCGAGUUUACAAAUGGACCGAACUCUCGUCUUUGCAUCGUCUGUCGAAACGACAACAAGGCUGUACACGCUGCUGAAGCUGUUUGGUGCUGUUCGCGUGCAGCAAAUCUCGUCAAAGCAGGACGCGCGCAAGAGCUCAGGCAUCCUCAAGAAGUUUGAGCGUGGGGAGAUAUCUGUGCUUGUGUGUUCAGACACGAUGGCCCGCGGUAUUGAUCUCGCAAACGUCGAAAACGUCAUCUGUUACGACUGCCCCUCAAAGCCAAAGACAUACAUCCACAGGUGCCUUGGGCGGUUCCGGCGGCUGCGUCGAAUGAUUGACGCAAAGACGGUGGAUCGCAUGGAUGUGCGCCCCGACGACUUUGCCGAACACAUGGACAGAUACGAGCUCGCCCUCCAGGAACUUGCCGCAGUUUACAACAAGAAGCCGACAGCUGAGGAGGACGGGGAGUACGAGGCGGCGCACGUGCUUGAGCGGCAGCUGGUGCGCGCGCUGAAUGUGCCGGGCGCCGGCGCAGUGCUGCGGCAGAGGCGAGAGGAGGAGCAGGAAGCUGAGGAGGGGGAUGGUGAUGGUGAUGGUGAUGAUGGUGAUGGUGAGGAGGAUGAGAAGAAGGAGAAGGGAGUGGAGGGAAAGAAGGAGGAGAGGAAGAAGCAAUGAUGCGUACACGUGACGCUGCACACGUGUGUGCAUUGUGUGUGUACAUUGUGUGCAUGCAUUGUCUUCGCGGCCGUGCGAGUGUGUUGUUUGUGUGGAAUGCAAAGAAUCUGACGCAAUCAAAUCCACUGCACUCACACAUCAAGCAAUCAAGCAAUCAAACAAGUCAAGCAAGCAGAAGAAAAAAAAAACAAAAGAAACAAAGGCGCACAAACCGAA
This is a messenger RNA of Salpingoeca rosetta, 2472 nucleotides long. RefSeq lists its product as uncharacterized. The record is from RefSeq and is a predicted model, not a curated record. Gene Ontology annotation, cellular component: nucleus. NCBI's taxonomy places the organism in Eukaryota, Choanoflagellata, Craspedida, Salpingoecidae. Bases 1 to 2256 code for a protein of 751 amino acids. Gene Ontology annotation, molecular function: ATP binding; nucleic acid binding; RNA helicase activity. The transcript has 9 exons.